GUGGGAGGCGGCUCAGUCGCCCAGCCAUCGCCAUGAGGUCCGGUCGCAGCUCCCUCCUCCUCCUCUUGGGGGUCGCCUUUGCCCUCUGGAGCCCCCAGCCCUCCGUCUCCGGCAGCUCCAAGAAAGACUGCAUAGUCCCCUUUGAAAAAUUCACCUUUUGUGGGAUGUCCCAUGAAGGUUUUUUCUACAAUGUCACCUCCAAGAGCUGCGAGAAGUUCCUUGGCACUAGCUGCCCCCGCAACAUGGACACCUACAGCUCCCUGAAGGAAUGCAUUCAAUUUUGCUCAGGGACUGGUGAGCCCAGCUGUUGGGCAGGGAGGAGCAGGGGCUGA
Ahaetulla prasina is the source of this 332-nucleotide messenger RNA. Its product is annotated as kappaPI-actitoxin-Avd3b-like. Bases 33 to 332 code for a protein of 99 amino acids. The transcript has 2 exons. Gene Ontology annotation, molecular function: serine-type endopeptidase inhibitor activity. Lineage: Eukaryota; Metazoa; Chordata; Lepidosauria; Squamata; Colubridae. The record is from RefSeq and is a predicted model, not a curated record.